Messenger RNA from Dendronephthya gigantea, 3015 nucleotides. RefSeq lists its product as uncharacterized. The transcript is spliced from 11 exons. Lineage: Eukaryota; Metazoa; Cnidaria; Anthozoa; Malacalcyonacea; Nephtheidae. The record is from RefSeq and is a predicted model, not a curated record. The coding region runs from base 142 to 3015 and encodes 957 amino acids.
ACAACUCGUCCUGUGUUUGACAACACGAUAUUCUUUAUUUAAUACUGUACAUUGUUAUGAAUGGGACUUUAUAAAUCUCGUGUAUUUUAUAUCAAGUUUUAGUGUACAAAAUAGUCUCGUCUCAUCGUAUUUUAUUAUACGAUGUCUUUUCAAGUCGGACAGAAUAUAUUUGGUCGUAUAACUGAGAACAAUGUAUAUUUUCUCAUUGACACAUCCAUAUCCAUGCAUCAUCAACUGGGAUUUGUUAAGAACCAUCUCAUCGAGGUUCUCACAAGACGUGCUAUUCUUUCGCAAGAUACCAUGUUCAACAUAAUUCAGUUCGAUGAAAACACACGCAAAUGGACAGAAAGACUUGUGAAAUGCAAUACGGAAACGGUAAAUAUCGCCUCUCGAUGGAUAAACAACCUGACUUGCGGUACCUCAACCGACACUAUGACGGCCCUGCUCCAGGCAUUCAGCGACCCCAACAUCGAGGCUGUUUACAUGAUCACAAUUGGAUUACCCGACCAACGGCCAGCCGUAAUUCUCGAAAAAUUGAGUUCGAUGUCCAGUGCCGUUCCAGUGCAUUGCAUUUAUUUGAAAGGGACCUAUUCAGAUCCCGCUGUAUGUGAAUUUCUCAGAAGCCUCGCUGAGCAGACGCACGGAUCGUUUCAUAUCGUAAAAUUGUCGCCUCACCUUGGAAAGGUCGAGCAAGUUCUUCCUAUUUUUAAUUCUGCUAACGAACGCUACGAAGAUAAUGAUUCUACGCAGGAUGACAGCAAGCCUUACCCUAACCCAAACUCCGCGCUGGGUCGUGAUUAUCUAAGUUCUCUUAAUUCACUCACUCCUGACAGGCUAGCCCCUGUUCCCCGCGCCCCUUACAGUGAUCCUACCUUGGACGUAGAACGUAGGAUCCUCGAUGACUCGAAAGUCUUAGAUUACGCGGAUGCUUUGGUCAAGGCGCGAGGCUUAGCCCAAUCUGCCGGGAUACGUUGCUCUUCAACUCCUCUGGCGUCCUCCGUAAUGAAAGGUGUUAAAGUCCUCGCUAGGAUUGAUAGGGAUGGAUUGUUUUACCUGGGACAAGUCAAAGACCAAGGUACCGACGACAGUUUUGUGAUAAAGUUUGAAUCGUGUCCAGGGCUAAGAAAACCAGCCCCUCAAGAAGUUCUAGUUUCCAACAUGAUUGCGUAUAAGGACGCUUAUCGUUUGAAUAUCGCAAUGGGCGACAAAGUUCUCGCUCCAUGGCAGCAAGAUGGACGAUAUGGACCUGGUACUGUACUGGAUGGAUUUGAGCGAAGGGACACACAGAAGAAGGAUGACGAUGACGGUGAACUAUUGGUGACUUUCUUCAAUGGUCAAACGGUCUCCUUAAAGCAUGGUAUUGCAAUUCGUAUCCCCGAGAAUAGAUUUGACCGCAUAUCUCUCGACAUUCAGUUGCCUGAGUCACAAAGGAAAAAACAACGACUUCGUAGUUCUGUUAUCCAUUCUGAAUUACGGCCUCGUCCGGCCAAAAGUGUAUUGGAGGAUGACAAUCGCAAUCUUCAGUUGGAAAAUGAGAAACUGAAACAAAAGAUAAACGAGCAGAUUGUAGAGAACAACAAUCUAAUACGUGCCUUGGAUCUGAACAUAACAAGUACGCCGAAAUAUAGAGACUUUCCUGUGAUUGGUAGAGCGACAUCUCGUGAUCUGGAUACCGUGACAGCUAGUUCCAUGAAUCUUAGAGAUUCUCCUGUGAUUGGCACGGCGACAUCACAUGACCUGAAACCCUCGCGUAUAUAUGGUAGAGCGUCAUCGCAUAACUUGUUGAGAGAAUAUGAUAGCGGCGUAUUUUCCGAUGAAGAGUCGUGGGAGUGCGGUGAAGAUUUGACAGCCACUUACAGCGGUGAAUCGUCGCUGGUCAAUGGCGUCCAUGAUAGACAUUUUGAUCUGUCAGUCACACCUCGCUUCACGCUUCCCAGGGAAAAAGUUUUAUUAAAAUCCGAUAGGGAUAUCAAACCGCAGACCAAACCAUGGCGUUAUACGGCUGGCCCUAGUGCUCCAUCGAAGCCGCCUCGCUUUCGAGAAACGGCGUUAGAGAAGCCACGGGAGGCUGGGGAGAAGUUUGAGGAACGUCCGACACACGAGGAAUACCAAACUGUGGCAGGCGUUUCAUUUCCAGCUGGGACUGAUCGUAAAUUUGGAGAGAAACCCAGGAAAUGGCAUCCGUAUCGUCAGUUUGGCGACGGGGGAAAAGCAAAGGAAAAUAUCUCAGCUGUCUGGGAAAGAAAACACGUGAAACAUUCGGAAUAUCAAGAUGCCUCUGGGGUAAAAUUCCCAUCUGCUACAGACAAGAAGUUUACACGAAGCUUAGACAUGAACUGGAGUCCGGACACUGCGUUAAGAAACGCCGAACGCUCUCAAAAUUGGGAGGAUGGCCUGGGGCAUGGUGACACAGAAAAGAACAUGCGUUAUGCUAAUAAGUUGGAGCGCAUGAGAUCCAAUAAGAGAAGAUACUUUAAAGACAUCGAGGAUAAAGUUGCCGUAGAGGAAGGGAAAGAGGAAAAAAGGAUCGAAUUUCGAAGGAAUAAGAUGACAGAACGCGACGAAGAUAUGGCCGAGGCAGAGGUGGAACAAGACCGACUGAAAACGUCAAGGAUGGAAACGAGGAGAGCGAAAAAAGCAGAAAUAUUAAAGCAUGAAAAAGAUCGGACUGACCAGGCAGAGAAGUGGAAGACGGAACGCAUUGAGGCGAUGAAGGAAAGGCAGGUGAAGUUUGCAGAGAUUGAGGACAGCCAUGAAAUCAAAAAAGAUUCAAAGAAAGCGCGGAGAGAGGCGUUUCUUCGUACGAAAGAACAUGAACGAAGAGAAGAGUUUCAUGACAGACUUCGCGAAGAAUGGCGAACGGAGGACGAACGUGCCGAACGUCGCCGACAACAGAGCGCAACCAACCGAGAGAAGCAAAAUACACGUCAGCGAAAUGCAUAUCGCGCGAAGGAGGCAAGGCUUUCUGCAAAACAGGAGCGACUCGGGAAAUACCGAGCAAGCAUCUUGCCUUAA